AUGCCGGAAGGACAAAAACACAUCUCGGUCAUUGGUCAUGUUAAUGAGAGUAGUUCUGAUCUUCCAGUCUGCCAAAGCAGCUUGACUUUCGUCAUGGAGACGAGUGAAGCUGGUUUUGGAAACACUCUUCUUGCCCUCUGGCUGAGUUACGGCAUGGCUAAGAAGGAAGGUCGCACUUUCUUUAUCGAUGAUUCAAAUUGUGCCCGCCAUUUGGUUGUGUCUGCAGCUACUUUGCCUUGGACUUUUGGAAGUGCAUUCAAAGCCGAGUAUGAGCAUUCACUCAAGCACGGAUUCAGGAAGAACCGCGCCAUCUACAAUAUGGUCCGCCAAGGCUACCAAGACCUGUUUGAUCUGCACGGAGAUGAUGGAUCUUUCUUGUCGCACAAGCUGACGGUGAUGCGCGCCGCUGCUUCCGCCUCUCAAACGCCGCUUAUUGGUAUGCACCUUCGUAGGGGGGACCUACAUCCUUUUGAGCUCGAGUACAGUCAUGACUACCUCCCAUUUGAGCGCUACACGUCUGCAGCUAGCGAGUUGUUUGCUUCUUUCUCACCGAACAAGUCGUCCAUGGAGCCCACUGCUCUGCUUCUUGCCUCAGAUGAUCCAGAUAUUCUGUCGUCGCACGAUCUCAUCAACACUCUCCCUUCCCAUCUCACCGUUUCACGCCCCCAAGAACGUAUUGUCCUCGCGAGUAAGAAGACACUGGAACCUGCAGUGCCAAUUCGCAAACCCGGCUCCGCUUAUGUCAAACACGUCGACGAAAAUUCUGGCUGGGAAGGAGGGUUCUAUGCUUCUCUGUUCUUCUCUCUCGGCAAAGGUCAUCCUUCGGCAUUCAAGCAAGGAAUGGAUGACGAGAUGCAGAGGGCUGUUCUGAAAUUGAGGGAGUUUGUUGGACGUGCCUAUCUGCUGGAUUUGGCAGUGUUAGGGCACGCAGAUGCCGCCGUUUGCGCCAGCUCUAGUGCGGCCUGUCGCAUCAUUGGCGUCAUGAUGGGUGCUGACAAGAUCUCGAAGGGACAGUGGAAGAAUGUAGAUGACAAUCGCGCAUGGAGCUGGGACGGAAAGGUUUGA
Messenger RNA from Aureobasidium musti, 1065 nucleotides. NCBI's taxonomy places the organism in Eukaryota, Fungi, Ascomycota, Dothideomycetes, Dothideales, Saccotheciaceae. The record is from the annotation of a GenBank genome assembly.